AUGACAGCCGCCCGACAAGACAAGUCGUCAUCAUCAACUUGUAAGCCACAACAUCUGCCACCUGUCAAGAUUAGCUGUCAAGAUGUGCUGCAAUAUUUUGAAAUGAAUUUUAAUGCUUUCAUUGAUUAUCCACCAGCACGGCAAUGCUUUUUCACAUUUCUUGAGUCGACGCAUAAUACAGAAAUCACACUUUUUCUCGAGCAAAUUGAAAUUUUCAAAUCUCUUCAUUCUUCACAAUACAAUAUUUGCAGUCAAUCCAAUUCCACUUCCACAGCUGAAUCGAACACUUCGAGCACAAGUUCGAAACAGUCUGAUAGUUAUUUCGAUCACGAGACAGCGGAAGAUAUUUUCGAAUAUCAUCUUCAUGGAGCUCCAACACUCUCUCAAGCUGCUUUAUUGAAAGCAUGUGAAAUUGCAGAUACAUUUAUUCAAGAUCAUGCACCUAAUGAAUUAAAUUUGAAAAGUGACACGAAAAAAAAAAUUUUGGAGAAAAUUGAAAAGAAUCGAAAUUUUUAUGGAUUGAAUUCUCAACGAGAGGAGGACGACGAUGUGAAUGGAAAGCAAGUUUCUGCAGUUCCAUUUCUGGAUGCAACAAUUUUUGAUGAUUUGGAAGCUCAUAUUUUACUUUCCCUUAAAUCCAACCAAUUUGGAAAUUUUUUGGCAAGUGACAUUUUCAAAAAUUUUGUUGAAAAUGUAUCGAUAGAGACUCUUUUCAUUUUGGGAACUCCAAGAAAGGGAGUAUCUAGUACAGGAGGUGUUGACUUUUUACAACUCCUCAAUUCCAAACAUUCUCAAAAGACUUUUUCAACUCGAAUUUCCAUCAAUUCAUACAACAUUUUCACACACAGUGAGGCCUUAACACUUCGAGAAGUUCAAUAUUUGAGAAAUACUCUUCUCCAAUACGAUCAUUCCUCUCCAAUUUGGACGUUAUUGUCCUAUUCGAAAGAACAGGAAAUUUACGCGACUGUGAUGGAUGGAGAUUCAUUUUGUGAACAAUUAUUCGGAAGGAAAGAUAUCAUGUUCUACAAAUCAGUAACUCAUUAUCCGUAUGGAUCUGAUCGAGUGUACAAAGCUCUAAUUGAUUUUGAAUUUAGAAAGUCUCACACUACAGAACCAGUGAGUUCGAGUGAAAUUUCGAAAUACAUUUCUGGAAAUGUAGCAUCAUCGAAUUCACUGCAUUCUUCUGUAUCCACAGGAUGUUCGAAUCAACAAUUAGAUACAGUGAUUUUGUCAGAAUUGUAUGAAAUGAAAUGGCCAAUUAGAAAUCGAGAAUUUGUGACAAGUUGUGCAGGAGUUCGAGUCACUACUUAUAUUCAUCCUUCCAAUUCGAAUUCUUCUGCCACAUCGAUGUCACUCAUCUCUAAUCAGACAUCUACCAAUCAUGCUUCAACCAAUCAUAAUAAUGGUAACACAAAAGACACCAUUGGUACUACCUCCAAUUUGGAUACUUUUUAUUUCUUCAAAAAGUCAUGCAAUCACCAAAAUAUUAUUGACUUGCAACAAGUGUUGAAUUCUGACAAGGCAUUGCUCAUUGGUGGAGUACUUUUCAAUAAUUCUUUAUCCACCACUGCCAACUCUAAAUUUAAAAACACAGUUCAAGGAUAUUGUUUGAGUGCACUCAAAGUGGAACCAACCUCUUCCACGUCAUGUAAAUCGACACAUGUCAUGUUUGUGGAUAUGAAAGGAUUAUUAACUCAAAAUUGGGCUCAGAAAAUUUUAACACACAAAUCCAAGAGUGGUAAAAAACAUGUCACUCUUUUGAAAACUCCACAACAGGAAAUGGCUCAAUGGAUUGAAAAAGAUUCCCUUGUCGCAUGGAAUUCACCAGUGACAGAUGCAAUUUUGAAAACCCUCAACGAAAAUGUAAACAUUUUUUAA
Naegleria fowleri is the source of this 1878-nucleotide messenger RNA. RefSeq lists its product as uncharacterized. NCBI's taxonomy places the organism in Eukaryota, Heterolobosea, Eutetramitea, Acrasida, Naegleriidae. The coding region runs from base 1 to 1878 and encodes 625 amino acids. The transcript has 2 exons. The record is from RefSeq and is a predicted model, not a curated record.